Messenger RNA from Penicillium brevicompactum, 1428 nucleotides. Its product is annotated as damage-control phosphatase ARMT1 family protein. The record is from RefSeq and is a predicted model, not a curated record. The transcript is spliced from 6 exons. Gene Ontology annotation, biological process: DNA damage response. Gene Ontology annotation, cellular component: cytoplasm; nucleus. Lineage: Eukaryota; Fungi; Ascomycota; Eurotiomycetes; Eurotiales; Aspergillaceae. The coding region runs from base 1 to 1428 and encodes 475 amino acids. Gene Ontology annotation, molecular function: phosphatase activity.
AUGGAGCUCGAUCCCAAGACACCCCAAUACUCCACAUCCGACAAGUCGAGCUUUGCCUCGAUCUCGGCCAACGAGCGCUGGCCUGUCAUCCUUACCGGUGCUAUCGAUGAUCUACAUCGGACCGUUGUAGGUGUGAAUGAUAACGAGAAGGCCAAUGAGGGUAAGAGCAUUAUCGCCAACCUGGCGAAGUUGAAGUAUGAGCUUCAACAUAACCGACAACUUACUCCCAUCGACGACGACGGACACCCCGAUAUCGCUUCGUACAACAAGGAGCUAGAGCAGCGAGGAAACCCCCAAUGGCACGAUGUUGCUUGGCUUUUCGCCGAAUGCUACCUCUACCGUCGGGUAGAGUCCCUUUUCGCAUUGUCCAAACACUGGAAGGGCUAUGACGUUUUCGCCCGCCAGAAGAUGAACACAUUCAAAUCGUCUCGUCCGGCCGUGCUCGAACUUGCCGCGAGAUACCGUGAUAUCGUGACAGAGGCAGAAUCAGGCAAAGGAAAAGAGACAAAGUCCGCCGAGGAAAUCGAGGCCGCCGAGAGACUUCUCUUCUCCGAGAUGUGCGAGAUUUGCCUAUGGGGAAAUGCCACCGAUCUAUCACUCCUGACCUCUCUCACCUACGAAGAUAUCCAGAAGCUGCAAGGCUCUCAGGCACGCAAAGAUUCACAGAAGAACAUCAUCGUCAACGACCUCGAUGCCGCCUUCGAUGCCAUGCAAAAGGCUCGACGAGAGAAGAAGGAUGGCGAGCGUCGCGUCGACAUCGUCCUCGAUAACUCCGGAUUCGAACUAUUUGUCGACCUGAUUCUUGGCGGAUACCUACUAUCUUCCGGACUGGCGACUAGCGUUGUGCUCCACCCGAAACGUCUACCGUGGUUCGUGUCCGAUGUUACGCCUAAGGACUUCUCGGAUCUGCUCAACAGCAUGGUCGACCCGCAAGCAUUCUACACAGCUGCCGAUGAGUCGGGAAAUACCUACCCCUCUCUAUCUGAGAAGGAGGUUUCCGAUGUCAAGUUCCUCUUCGAUCAGUGGAGUGAGUUCCACCAGGACGGUAAACUGAUUCUGCGCCCACAUGCGUUCUGGACUGAACAGGGUGGCUUCUGGAGGAUGCCGCAGGAUGCGCCAGAGCUGUUCGAGGAUCUGAAGGAGAGUGAGCUUGUGUUGUUCAAGGGUGACUUGAACUACCGCAAGUUGACUAGCGAUGCGGAAUGGGAUCCUACCACCCCAUUCACAGAGGCCAUUGGCCCACUUGGUCCGAAAUCCGGCAUUCGCGUGCUGGCGUUCCGCACCUGCAAGGCUGAUGUUGUUGUCGGCCUUCCAGCUGGCGAAGAUGAGAAGCUUCGGGCAUUGCCUGGUGGCGGUGGCUCAGAGUCUCGUAAAUGGGCUUGGAGUGGAAAGUGGGCUGUUGUCUCGCUUUCUGAUGGAAAGGCUUAA